UCCCCCCGCAAGUUGGUCCUCUUUUUCUCACGUUCACUGCUCUCGAUUUCCUCACUUUUCAAACAGACUAGUACUUCGAAAUUCUUGCCCUAUAAUUCCUUCUCGGUUUUCUCUUAAAAAGAACUUUUUUUCCCGGUUAGAGAAGCUUCUAGAAACUGUUAACGAUGAAAAAUUGUGAGCUUUGCAAUGGACUAGCCAGGAUUUACUGCGAAUCGGACCAGGCGAAUUUGUGUUGGGAUUGUGAUGCAAAGGUACACUCGGUGAAUUUUCUGGUAGCGAGGCACUUGAGGUCGUUGUUGUGCCACGUGUGCCAAUCGCCGACGGCUUGGUCGGCCGCCGGAGCGAAGGUUGGCCGGACAGUCUCUGUGUGUGAGCGGUGUGUGAAUGAUGAAAGAAGCGGUAGAGAAGGUGAAGAUGAGGAGGAGAUUGAUUUGGAGGAUAUUCAGGUUGUUCCGUGGUCAUUAACUCUUCCUCCGCCGGCUAGUUCAUCGAGCAGCGACGAGUCGGUACAUAGCCAUAAAUAUUCUUCUUUGAAGCGAAUGCGUGAAGAUGAUGAUGAUAGUGGAACUUCAACAUCUCAUCGGGAGAUGGUAAACUGCCGCAGCCGGAGGAGCGUGACGGCGAUGAAGCGGCGUCCUCCUCCUCAACGAGGAUGAGAAAGCCUUUGAAGAUCCAGAGAAUUGAAGGGAGCUUGACGGGUCGGGUUGAAACUACUGGAUAUUCGGGGAUGAUGAAACCCAGUGCAGUAAUCGCCGAGAUCUGUAGAUUCAACGAGAAUACUGUAGGCGUUGAUCUGGAACGAUCAGAGGCUUCAUAGCCGUCCGAUUAACCACUGAUUGACGUUUCUGUUGGCUAACACCACCACGUCAUUUCUACUUUUUCUUUACUUGUAAAUACAGAGUCAUUUCUACUUUUACUUACCUAGAACUUGUAGUCGGUGAAUUUCAUAUCAUAUGAUUAGGAUAAGAUUUGAUUUAUUCUACUAAAUCUUUGGACGGUUUGACAAAUGAGGUGUACUACUUUCUGUAGUUUAAUUUGGAUAAUAUUAAGGAAUACUUGGCACAAUUA
Nicotiana attenuata is the source of this 1068-nucleotide messenger RNA. RefSeq names its product putative zinc finger protein CONSTANS-LIKE 11. Gene Ontology annotation, molecular function: zinc ion binding. The record is from RefSeq and is a predicted model, not a curated record. Lineage: Eukaryota; Viridiplantae; Streptophyta; Magnoliopsida; Solanales; Solanaceae. The coding region runs from base 165 to 656 and encodes 163 amino acids. The transcript has 2 exons.